GCUUCUGUUAUCUUCCCCUCGGUGUCUGCGAAUAGUCCCGUGAACCAGAACUUUCCGCAUGAAAGAUGGCCGGGAAUUCGAUUUUACUGGCUGCUCUCUCUGUCCUCUCUGCCUGUCAGGAAAGUUAUUUCGCUUUGCAGGUAGGAAAGGCGAGAUCAAAAUACAAAGUUACACCCCCAGCAGUCUCUGGGUCACCAGAAUUUGAGAGACUAUUUCGUGCACAACAAAACUGUGUGGAGUUUUACCCAAUAUUUAUGAUUACAUUGUGGAUGGCGCGAUGGUAUUUCAACCAAGAGUUCUGCACACAAGUCUUUUGUCAGAUACACGUUCUGUGAGUAUCGUCAACUUUCACACCGCAUUUUGAGAGGCUGCCAUCAUGUUCUGUGUCUUUUCUAUUUUUUUUCUCUGUAGUUUUUGAUACUUAGACAAGUACACCAGACAAGUCUGGUGUACAUAUAUGUCCGUCACCAGUAUUUCUGGGGAUACUCAGAAGCUGCUAAAAAAAAAGGAUCACUGGUUUCCGGUUGAGUCUGGGGCUUUUGGCCUUGUUGACUGUUCUAGGCACCCUGGGGAUUGCAAGCAGCUUUCUGGAUGAAUACCUGGACUUCAGUGUUGCCAAGAAACUGAGGCACUUCUAACGUUCCCCCCUCGCUUUGCUCAAAUGCUUGCAGAAGAUGUUUCCACUCUAAAGGAUAGACGGUGCCACUUGUUCAAUUACGAGAAUACUGAGCAUUUGGAGGAAGCUUUACAAAGAGCAUGGAGCGCCCCUCCCCCGCCAUCAGCCACCUCCAGCUUCUCAUCAUUUCUUAUACAUUUACUUCCUGUACCUUUCAGAAAAAGGUAAUUAUAUAUUCUGUGUCUUCUCAUGUGUUUACUUUCUUCUGUUUGUUUUUGGUUUUCAUCUGUUUCCACCCAAGAGUUUC
Molecule: messenger RNA, 923 nt
Organism: Balaenoptera acutorostrata (minke whale)
Lineage: Eukaryota; Metazoa; Chordata; Mammalia; Artiodactyla; Balaenopteridae
Gene: MGST2
Product: microsomal glutathione S-transferase 2
Exons: 6
Coding region: 66-335 (89 amino acids)
Biological process (GO): leukotriene biosynthetic process
Cellular component (GO): membrane; nuclear envelope; endoplasmic reticulum
Molecular function (GO): enzyme activator activity; glutathione transferase activity; glutathione peroxidase activity
Source: RefSeq, a predicted model, not a curated record